AUGCGGAGAACAUCGUCGCUGGCGGCGCUGCAGGCCAGCAGUGCGUGUCGCGAUGUGGCGCGCGGCCGGGCCCUCGCAGCAGCAGGAGCCCCCGCGGACGUUAUUAAGCAGGCGGGCACCAACCUUCCCGGCAUCCCCCACGCGUACCGUGUGUGCCGCGCGUACCGACAGUGGCUGAAGCUCGCUGUCCUCUGCCCUCCAUCUGCGCUGUGUGAGCUGAACGAGCACGCGCAGAUGAACGAGCGCUUUGUCAUCAUCAUUCGGCAGAAGUUCCGCGAGGGCGCAGAGCUGCGUGACCCGGAGCUGAUUGCCGUUGCCGUGCAGAGCUGCGAGCGCAGCCUGACAAUGCUCCGCUUCCUGGCCGCUGAUGGGGCGCGGCGGCGCUUCCCUGAGGCUAAGCCGCGGCUGAACCUGCACAAGAUGGGAUUCCUCGAGAUGGCGAAGAUCAACUACACGCAGAUGGCGAAGGAGUAUUGGAACACGUACGUGAUGCGGCGCUGGUGA
Trypanosoma grayi is the source of this 504-nucleotide messenger RNA. RefSeq lists its product as hypothetical. Lineage: Eukaryota; Euglenozoa; Kinetoplastea; Trypanosomatida; Trypanosomatidae. The transcript has a single exon. Bases 1 to 504 code for a protein of 167 amino acids. The record is from RefSeq and is a predicted model, not a curated record.